AUGUUUGCGUCAACAAGCAUACAGUGCUCUCGUGGCAUCCGUUCGCUCCGACCACAUGAAUUUCGUGCACCGUGGCCAUUUGUCAAAAAGGGUGCUUUCGGCCAACGCAAAAUUGGCCCAUUCGUAUACGAGAAACACAAAAUUCCAGGGCAAAGACGUGAGUUCCCAGAGCUGUCGCCAAAAUAUCAGCAUCUUAAUCCUCCAGAACUUGCCGAUUAUACGGGUGUACAGCCAAAUGGUUAUGUGGAUGCAACAACAGGAAAGUAUAUUGUUGUGAAAGAAGCAUGCGCUGAAUUGGUUGUUCCAGAUCUUACAGGAUUCAACUUAGGGCCUUACGUAUCGUUCAAAACGGAUGUUGAGAUUGAGAAAAGACGUAAGGCAUAUGAACAAAUCGUGAAACAGAAAGGCUCUGAGGAACUCGCUGAUCUGUAUGUUCUUGAAGAUGAACGUUGGCCACCUCCUAAAAUCACCGCGAAAACUCUUUUCGAUCUCUACUACGCUCCACAGAUAAGGCAGCAUUUCAAAGAUCGUCACUAUGAAGAUCAAACAGAACAAAUUGGUGAGGCUGUUGAUAGUACGCGUUCGUCAAAGCAUGAUAAAAAAUCUUCCUAA
Molecule: messenger RNA, 612 nt
Organism: Anisakis simplex (herring worm)
Lineage: Eukaryota; Metazoa; Nematoda; Chromadorea; Rhabditida; Anisakidae
Source: the annotation of a GenBank genome assembly